AUGCCCCCGGGAUCUCAGCGACUUUCCCGGGGAACUUCCAGCUGGAAACCCCCGGUGAGCCCCGGGAUGGGGGAGUCGGACCGUCCCCGGCAGGGUGGCUGGGAGGGACCCCCGAAUGCUGCCGAGGGUGGGGGGGUCUCAAACCGCCCCGACCCCCGUGCCCGGCCCUUCCCGGUGCGACUGCACGGCCCCGGUGCCCCGACCUCCUUGCACCACGUGGCUACCGCCGGUGAGAGGAUCCUGGGCUACGCGGAGGAACCUUGCUAUCUCUGGUUCGUCAUGGAGUUCUGUGAAGGUGGAGACCUCAACCAGUACAUCCUCUCACGAAGACCCGACCCGGCGACAAACAAGAGCUUCAUGCUGCAGCUGACCAGCGCCAUUGCCUUCCUGCACAAGAACCAUAUUGUCCACCGGGACCUGAAACCAGACAAUAUCCUGAUAACCGAGAAGUCUGGCACCCCCGUUCUCAAGGUGGCCGAUUUUGGGCUGAGCAAGGUCUGUGCUGGCCUGACUGCUCGGGGCAAGGAGGGCACGCACGAGAACAAAAAUGUGAAUGUGAACAAGUACUGGCUCUCCUCGGCUUGUGGCUCUGAUUUCUACAUGGCACCCGAGGUCUGGGAGGGACACUACACCGCCAAGGCUGACAUCUUCGCCCUCGGCAUCAUCAUCUGGGCCAUGAUCGAGAGGAUCACUUUCAUCGACGCGGAGACCAAGAAGGAGCUGCUGGGGACCUACAUCAAACAAGGGACUGAGAUUGUGCCUGUUGGGGAAGCGCUGCUAGAAAACCCAAAGAUGGAGCUGCACAUCCCUCAGAAACGCAGGACUUCCAUGUCUGAGGGGAUCAAGCAGCUCUUGAAAGACAUGUUGGCUGCUAACCCGCAGGAUCGACCCGAUGCCUUUGAGCUUGAAACCAGAAUGGACCAGGUUACAUGUGCUGCUUAAAUUCAGGGCAGGGCACUGCUGUGCUUUACCGCUGGGUUUAUUUACCAGGGACCCAUGAUCUCCAUUAUUUUCGUGCAACGAGGGAAGGCAAAGAUAAGGGAAGAUGAUGAUACAGAAGACCCCUGGUCUGCAGGAUCUCUGGCAAUGUGAAAUCUUUGGGUGUUACUUUGUUUUGUUGGGAAGAGGGGUUCUGGCAGUGUGGGAGGGGGCUGCAGGGGUCUGUGGAAGAGCACAAGCUGGCAGCUGUCACACUCACAAAACUUUUCAACAAGAUCCAGAGCGUGGAGCUGCCCUUUGCCCAGCCCUCCCUGUGUCUCCUGUGCUGCCAUUUGACUCAGUAGGUGUUUUUAGAGAAGAUCUGGCUCCAUAAGGAGGUGGGGAUUCACAGCCCAGCAGCAAGGUGUGCUACCAGGCACCAGCUGGGCACAAUUUUGGGUUUGAAGGUAUUGCUUUUGCCUAAGGGAAACGGGAGCAAAGUGAUUGCUGGUUUUGCAUCGGGCGUGCAAUGCUUUAGAAAGAGUGAGUCUCUCGGACCAAGCGACUAAAUAAUUUCAUAGCCAGGCAGCUUCUGAGUAGGUGGAUGCUGCCCAGGCUGUGAGCAGUUGACAUUAGGAUAAAGUAGGAUAAACAAGCUAGAAAGCCAUUCAGUGAGGCAGGUCUGCUGCUGCCAAGGACAGACCUUCAUUCUCCCCAAGGUGGAUUUCACUCGUGGCAUUUGUUACAGUCUCUAAUGCAGAGGGUAACAGGGAGCCCAUAGGUACAUUUCUGGGUGGACAUUGUCUGCGUACGAAAGCAACAGAAAGCAGUCCACUACUCUGAGCCAUUUAAUGCCAGACUUCAGUUGUUAGGAACAAAACUUGGGAGAGGAGGAGGAGGUUUGGCCUAAAUGGCUCACAGGCUGGAUUCUAGCCUCCUGUGAAACACUUUUCCCCGCUAGAUAACUAUCUUCAGGAAGCAAAAGGCAAUGCUGCUGUUUGGGUUUGGUUACAGUACAGCUCAGGUAAGAAGAUUGGAACCUCAGGCUGAGCAGUUAAUACUCUAUUUCCUUGCCUGUAUUUAGAGCAACACUAAUAUUCCAGGGCUGACCCCGUGUUGAUGGUCUUUAGACUUUGCCCACUGUAAAUGCAAUGUAAAGCACCACCUCUUCUCCACCCUGCAAGUUCUGAACCAACUAUAAAACACUUCUCAUCAGGCUCAAUCACGCGGCAGCGGUUUGGGGAGCUCACGAGCUGCCUGGAUGCUCAGCCCUUACCGUGCUCAGAGCUGCCCAGGGCCACAGGGUCCCUCCGAGCCCCUUGUCCCUGGCUGUGGGAGCUGCAGGCUGCAGCUUUCCGGUGUCACCACUGACACUUCAGGUUCUGAACUGACACAGCACCUCUUUGUAUUUACUCCGUGUAUUUUGCUGACCUCAGAGGAGUGAAUGGAAAUGCAGGGAAUUCAGCUGGGCUAAGGCAGAGCUAAAGCAGGGAAAAGAGGGAGGGGUAUCUUUUUUUUUUUCUUUUUUUUUUCUUUUUUUUUUUCUUUUUUUUUCUUCCAUUUUUUCCAGGAAACAAAGCUAAGGCUGUUGCUGCAGGAAGGCCAGGUCACUUUUAGGAGGACGAUGCCAGGAGGCUCCAGCCCAUCAGUCUGUGACUUGGGGAGGUUCGGACAGCACAAAUUCAGCGCCAAGCCCCUGUUCCCAUGCUGCUUUUUCUGUUUGUUCUUAGGGAUGCUUCUGUGGGCUGUGGCCAGCCACAGCCAGACCAUGACUGUAGAGGCUCCUUCCAGGCUGGUUACUGGGGUUUGAGCAGUUUGGGUUUGGUUAGCAGGCUCUGUGCACUCACAGAGUACUCUCGGGGGCUGUGAGCAGCACUUUGGCUGCUCUCAUUUCUCUCUAAUUAGCAGCAGAUCCCUGCGGUGGCCGUGCUGAGGAGCUGCAGAGGGGUUUCUCCCCCAGCUCCUGCGUCCCUCAGGAAGGAUAAGAGCUCAACCCUGUAGUUCACAAGUACAGUGUUAGUGCCCUGAUCACUGGACCAUCCUUCCCCCACCUGACAGAGCCUUUGCUCCUGACUGUUAUGACCUAACCCUGGCUUGAACCAGUGCAGUGAGAGGGCUUUACCCUCCCAGCCCUGCUGAUGUGGCUUCCCCUGCUGGAAGGGCCCCUCACCAGGCAUUACAUCCCAGUUGAAGGGACCUUUCCACUUGUGGAAACCAAGGUGGAAGGUGGUGAGUGGGUUUCUCACUGGGACCACUGCUUCCAGCUGGCUGCCUCUCUGGGGACAGGGGGGAGCCUGGUAGCAUCCUGGGAGGGUCCAGCCCUCUUGGUCCACUGCUGGUUCAGGCCAUCUUCAAACCACACGUCUCCACCUCAGCUUUUUGCAUUGCAAUUGUGUUUUUAAAGCAGCUUGAUGUUAGUGAGCUAGACCGUAGUGCCUUACUUUAGGAUUUAGCAAACACUUCCAAGGACGAGUCCGAGGGCUGGUAGCCUUCGACCACUGUGGAUGCUUCCCUGAUUAGUUUGUUCUUUUAAGAGCAUUUCUCCCUGGUUAUUUUGCUGCUGUUUGUGCUCGACUCCCCAGACUAUACGGGAACCUGCCUUGUGUUUACAGCUCCCAGCAUCUCUCCUCCCAGUUACUUUGGCCCAGACCAGCACUCCCUCUAGAACAAGGUGGGAACGGCUCAAACCUGCAUGUGCUGUGGGAUGGAGGAUGUUCAGGCUUUUUUUUUUUUAUUAUUCCCAGAUGGGUCUGUCGGGCAUCUCCUGCCCAACUCCUGCAGGCUGAGCUUCUCCCUCCCCUGUAGAUGUUUUUGGCAUUAGGAUGCGCCGCUGGGAAAACUCAAGCUAAAGAAAGCAGGACCAAACCUGCAGCCCGUUGCCCAGCCCGGGGCCAGGCUGUCUCCAUCUCUUCCUGGCCUCAGUGAAGCUGAGCAUCCAGGUGCUGGGGAGAACUGGUCAGAGUGGUGGGAGCCAAGCACCCUUUGGUGAAACCCCGCUGCCCUCUGAGCUUGUGGGG
Molecule: messenger RNA, 3935 nt
Organism: Calidris pugnax (ruff)
Lineage: Eukaryota; Metazoa; Chordata; Aves; Charadriiformes; Scolopacidae
Gene: STK35
Product: serine/threonine kinase 35
Exons: 3
Coding region: 1-942 (313 amino acids)
Biological process (GO): autophagosome organization; peptidyl-serine phosphorylation; autophagy
Cellular component (GO): autophagosome; cytoplasm
Molecular function (GO): protein serine/threonine kinase activity; ATP binding
Source: RefSeq, a predicted model, not a curated record